UCGUUCAGUCAGAGCAGUGCGAGGCUCGGAGACAGACGCACACGUUUCUCUCUGCCUCUAUUUUCACGCACACACACACGCACACACACAUGCUCAUGCACGCAGACGGCAACUUUCCUCUAUCGGACUGACAUUACGCACACAGCCGGGAUUGACGCGCUCCUCCCGCUGCAGUGGAGAAGAGGAUAACGAGUGACAGAUCAGGAAAAAACAAGAAAUACAGACAUUCCCAGGUGAAGCAGAGGAACACGGUGACAUUUUGUCCUGUCCAAGAUGGCCAACCUUGUGACAUCGCUGUGCUGCGUGGUUCUGGCCGCCGUGGUGGUGGCCUACGCUCAGAGACGCAGUCAGCUGGUUGCCAGGAACCAGUAUGAGCGGAUGGGCAGCGACGUCACCAUGCAGUGCGGCUCCCUGGACAACAACACGUCGGUGUCGUGGAAGGUGAACGGGACGGACGUGAAGGCCCAGCACCGUCUAGAAGGUCCCAGACUGAUCCUGACCCAGGUGGAUCUGGGCCACAACGGCCUCUACAGCUGCUUCCAGAACCCACACGGAGAGAGACGCGACACCAUCCUCCUCCACAUCGGCAUUCCUCCUAGAGAACCCACGGUCACCUGUCGGUCCAACACCUACCCCAAAGGCUUCUACUGCAGCUGGCACCAGCUACACCCCACCUACAUCCCCACCACCUUCGAAGUGGACGUACAACACAACCAGCGCCUGCUAGAUGUGCAGAAAGACGCCGUCCACAAGAAUCGCUGUCAUGUUCGCUUUCCGGAGGUCUUCUCCAGCUUCCCCUACAAAGUGAACGUGACGGCAGUCAACUCCCUGGGGAAAGCUUUCACCACCAUCUCAUUCGAGGAGUCCAGCAUAGUAAAACCAGACCCACCGGAGCGAGUCACAGCGACCCCGAUCCGUUUCAACCCCCGGAGGCUGGAGGUGUCCUGGCACAGCCCUACCACCUGGCCGGACAUAGACAACUUCCCCCUGAAGUACUUCCUCCGUUACCGGCCGCUCAUCCGAGAGCAGUGGCAGCACGUGGAGCUAUCUGACAGCACUUCCCAUACCAUCACCGAUGCCUAUGCUGGGAAGGAGUACAUCAUCCAGGUGGCUGCUAAGGACACAGAGAUCGGAACGUGGAGCGACUGGAGCGUUGCCGUCCACGCUACACCCUGGAUUGAAGAUCCUCUGCCAAUCACCUCCACGACCGAAGUGGACGUUUCCACCGAGGCGAAGACGUCCCCGCUACCGUCCUCCAACGCUCCACAGAAGGCCGAAGCUCCGGUGGGCAGAGCUGCCAGAAUCCUCACCUUCUGCUCCCCUCUGCUGUUAGGAAUGCUGCUGCUGUUCAUGUGAUGUAAAUGUCUUAUUCCUGAAGGGUGACGGGGAGAAGAGGAGGAAGAGGAGGCUGGUAUUUUUUCUAUUUUGCACAUGUUUCCAGGAUACAGUGCAUCGAUCAUUUCUGUCCAUCAGUUACUCACCAGAAUUCCCACGACGUGAAAUCAGACGAUGACGAAUGCGACUCAGCAUUUUCGAUUAAUGGGGACGGAGGAACUUCUUCAGAGGAACUUUAGAAAACGGCAUCAUCACAAACAACAACAACAGCAGCAGCAGCUAUGACAUCACCACACAGCCCUCUGCUGCCCCCUGGUGGUCUGGAUGAGCCACAGCAGACUGAUCCGGUUCAGUUUGGGAAGCUCCUCUUCACAAAAACAGCAUCUCUUCGUUACCUUUUUUUGUUCUUUUAUUCAUUAAUUGAUAUUCUUACUUUACACUCGUCUAUAACCACAGUGCCGUACACACAAACACACACACGCGCGCGUAGAUCAGUGUGUUUGUGUGUACGGUCUCAGUAGCGCCCCCUGUACAGCUCAGUCAUCAUGCCAAAGACUCAACUUACACCCAAACUUCAGUGGUUUCCCAAACAGUUCCUGAAGCUUUUCUGAAGCCCGUGCCUGAUGGAGAUGAAGAAGAAGAACCUGAGGAACCUGCAGCUGCUGUUUAAAGCCACCAGAUAAAACAAUCAGACUCUGAUUCCGCCUCCGAAUCCAACCGAUGGAGCCGUUUUAUUUCUGUUUUUCGAUAUGAGGACUAACACUUUGAGGAAACCAGUAAUGGUAGUCUGGCUUAGUAGACCGGUAGCUUUACGUUGUGCUUUCAGCGACUGGAGGAGGACCUGGAUUGUAAAAAAUAAUAAUAAAAAAUCGAAUAAAGUGGAUUUGAGACUGAACACUUCUUUUCCCACCCAUUUGUUUUUCGGUUUUGUAUUGACAGCGACGGUUGGUUCUUGAAUUCUCUAUUGGGUUUUUGUUUUUCUGCUCUAUGCUGUAAAAUACAAAAACACAAACCAGUCUGCUUUUCCAAAUUCCUUUACAAACUUUAAAAAUGUCUUUUUUUGCAGUUUACAUUUCAAUAGCCAAUAUCAGCAGUUAAUAUUAUGUUAUUCAAAGGAAUAUUGAUGUGUUUAUUGUAUUUUUGAUUUUUGAUUUUAUGGACAAAUAAUAAAAAGAUGCAUUUAGGUUUUUAGUUUAUUUUUGUUUUAUUUUCAGACAUUCAUAAUGGCUUAAUUCUCCUUGAUCCUAUUUUGUAAACUAUGAUAUGUAACUUUAACAUUGAACAAAAAGUUUAUUAUUUAAUAAUAAUAAUAAUAAUGUAUGUAUUAGCAGUAGAAUGUCGUAACCUGUACCUGGGGUCUUUUUUAUAGAUGUAUAUACAAUGACAGGUUUCAACCAUUAAAUGUGACCAUUUCACAAUGAA
This is a messenger RNA of Amphiprion ocellaris (clown anemonefish), 2757 nucleotides long. RefSeq names its product ciliary neurotrophic factor receptor (gene cntfr). NCBI's taxonomy places the organism in Eukaryota, Metazoa, Chordata, Actinopteri, Pomacentridae. The transcript is spliced from 11 exons. Gene Ontology annotation, molecular function: cytokine receptor activity; cytokine binding. Gene Ontology annotation, biological process: cytokine-mediated signaling pathway. Gene Ontology annotation, cellular component: signaling receptor complex; membrane; external side of plasma membrane. The record is from RefSeq and is a predicted model, not a curated record. The coding region runs from base 274 to 1356 and encodes 360 amino acids.